CUUGGCUUUCCCUCUCAUAUCAAAAACAUUUGAAAUUCCAAUUCACAAAUAAGAAAACAAAAACCUCACAAUAAAUUCUUACUAAAAAGGACCGAAAUCAAAAUUAUUUCCAAAAUUCAAAUUCCAGUCUUAUACUAGCAAUUGACAAAAUCAAUCAAAUUCUUACAAUCCAAACGAUCCUCUUCUUCUUUGUGUGGCCACUGGGGAUGGAAGAAGCCGACUCAACUGACAUGGCACCUCCAUCUCUGGUGUCUCUUUCCCCAUUCUCUCCUUGUCCACGCCGUCUUUCCACCAACUUCUUGCAGCCGAGCCGGCCGGUUGUUUCUUCGGCUAGGCAACUGGCUUGGGUGUCUCUCCAGGGGCGCCUCAUCAACGCUGAGGAAGCCAGCUCGGCUCGUGCUAUAGGAGGCGGCUUCAGUCGAGACGAGGAGGUGGCCUGGGAGCUCUUUAGCCCCAUUGAAAGGUUCUUGAUCGUGGCGGUGAUCGGCGUUGCAACUGCCGAGUCUAAGAAGAAUCGGCUGUUAUGCCAACUCAAAAAUUCGAUCGAGCUAAGGGAUCAGGUGCUUUCAAGCAUGCAGCAGAAGGUAGACAAUCUGUGCGAACAGCUGAAUACCGCUGGGAAGCAGCAGGGAACAGGGGCCAAAACCAAUGUAGAAUCACCAUUGAAUGAAAAUUUUGGCUCUGGGAGUAUUAAGUUUGUUGAUUGUGGCUGUUGGAUUUGCGAUCAACAUCGUGAGCAAUUCAAAGGUAACUCCAUUAUGAAGACGUCUGGUGGGGAUGAGACACUCCAGUAUAAAAUGGCAUUGUCAAAUGAGACAGAACAAGAGGAGCGCCGCAUGUCUGAUUUGUCUGACUGGGCUUCAAGCGUCACAUCUGCAGCUGAAAUCCAGUUUAGCAACCUUGCAAUAGAACAAGAUAUAUUCAAUCUUAAGAGGGAGUGUGAAGAGAAGGAUGCGGUCAUAAAGGAGCUAACCACUUUUGUCCAGUCAUCCAAUUUGGCUAAUUCAGAGAGGAUAUCAGAGUUGGAGGACAUCAUACGGAGGAAGAACACAAUAAUUACAAGAUUGAAGAAGGACAUGGUGGUUCUAGAACAAAAAGUUGUCCACCUGACAAGGCUUCAGAGACCUUCCUCUACCUCAAGCUCAAACUGUUGGCAAAUUCCAGUCAUGACAGAUAACCUCCUUUACGACAUGGAUAGUACUACUAGCCCUUCAUCUUCUGAUUCAGAUUGCUCGCCAGAGAAUCAUUCACAAGCUCCAGUUCCUAAAGUUGAGGAAGGUACUUUCCAGAAUGGUGACUUUGUUUUAAAGAGAGAGCACAAAUCAGCACCUGGAAAAGUUUCAAGCUCUUUUAUGGGACAAUCCGAAUGGCAUUCAAAUUCUCGACCAGCUACUCCUCUGAAAGAAAUAUCAAUAAAUCACAAGCCGAGUGCAUCGUCAGCGCAAAGGCAUGUAUCGGCUAGUCGAGAUUCAAACAGGAUUAGGAGGCAAACUCAAAGUGCAUCCCAAAAUCCUACCCGAAAGAAAAGAUGGGCUUAGUUGCUGCAUUCAAUGCCUCUGUAGAGGAUAUAUGCCCAAUUCAGAUUGAUGUGUUGGAGAUAUAUUAUACACCAGUACAUAUCUAAAUGUUCAGAAAAGUUCUGCUGUAUAUGUUCAUUGUUGUUACCAUUUGUAAGUCCUAUGAAUUUUGGAAGCGUAGUAAGUUGAAUUCAGUAUAUCUUAAAGAGUAUAUUUGAUGGUUGUUUCCUGG
Theobroma cacao (cacao) is the source of this 1749-nucleotide messenger RNA. RefSeq names its product inactive rhomboid protein. The record is from RefSeq and is a predicted model, not a curated record. NCBI's taxonomy places the organism in Eukaryota, Viridiplantae, Streptophyta, Magnoliopsida, Malvales, Malvaceae.